This is a messenger RNA of Sphaerulina musiva SO2202, 2903 nucleotides long. RefSeq lists its product as uncharacterized. The record is from RefSeq and is a predicted model, not a curated record. The transcript has a single exon. Lineage: Eukaryota; Fungi; Ascomycota; Dothideomycetes; Mycosphaerellales; Mycosphaerellaceae. The coding region runs from base 1 to 2232 and encodes 743 amino acids.
AUGGCCGACGAGACCGCUAGAGAGAUCGCUAGGCUGAGGGCGGAGCUUGCGGAAGCGCAGCGCAAGCAGGAAGUUGCAGAGCGUAGACAACAGGAAGAGCAGCGGCUACGAGAGGAAGAGCAGCGUCGACGCGAACUUGCGGAACAAGUGGCUGGGGAACAGAACCUGGCCCAUUUUCUCGAAAGCUGCCAUACCUUCUGCAAGAAGAUACGCCCCGUUGACGAUCCUGGAUCCGCCACCCGUGGCUUUACCACCGACCCGGCUUCGAGGCUCUUCCCCCAAACCAUCGCUCUCUGGGACGACUUUGGCGAAAGACAACAGCGUACCUGGACCCUUCUGGGCGAUAUUGAUGAACUAUGGCACACGGCCCUCUACCCAUCGAUAGCCGCGUGCAAGUCUAUCGAGGCUGCUAUUGACCCAAUCGGGUCCGAAGACGAUCUGCGAUUCUUGCAACGGCUUACAGUCGACAACAUGGUCAAAGAGAUGUACAACGCGCUGAUGCGUAAUUAUGAGCUAGCGCCGAGCUUACUAGGACAUGGCCAGAUAUCGUUCGAGAACCCGGCGAGCUUUCGGGAAGCGGAAAUGUCCACGCUGAGUGACACGAUGGGGGGAUUGGCCAUCCGGGGCACGAGUGGCCAGCAACCGAGAAACACGCGGGCCGAUCAAUUCUGCGUACUGUGGCGAGAGGACGGAAGCGUCCGGCCAUUGAUCGCAAUGGAAUACAAAGCGCCGCACAAGCUUACGAUCGAAGAGAUCUGUACGGGACUCCAGUCCGAAAUCCAGCCUGAGCGGGACGUAAUCGGCCAAGAUGAGGGCAAUAGCUUUGUUCUCCUCUGCAGGCGCCUUCUGGCUGCGGUGAUUACACAGUUAUUUUCGUAUAUGAUCGAUAAAUGUGUACGCUAUGGAUAUGUCUGCACGGGAGAGGCAUACAUUUUCCUGCGUAUCCCGGAUGACCCUACCACUGUUUACUUUAGUGUGAACAUACCGAAGAAAGACUAUGAGGUGGACGUAGAGAGUCGCCUACAAAGGACGGCUGUCUCCCAGGUAUUCGCGUUUAUUCAGCAAGCGCUAUCGGAAGAGCCACCUAGUCAAGCAUGGGUCGACGACGCGAAAGCGAGGCGGAAGAGAUGGAAGGUUGAAUUUGUCGAUGUUCUUGCGACGAUCCCCGAGACAGAGCGCCAAUCCAAGGAAGCCUCUGAAUAUCGAACCCGCGAGUGGCGCAAAGGCAUGCGGCGCUCACCUAUCCGUCUCCGCAGUCAAUGUGGCGAACAGGUGACUCAUUCGACAUCCAGAAGCGAUGACUCCGAGAGCGAUGGUGCCGAAGACCCUCCAAGCCCUAGUCCCGGAGUACAAACGCGUUCGCGGACGUCACGAAACGCGGCAACAAGGCACGCGGGAACCCGCGGACACCAGGAGGGACCUUCGCAAGGCCGGAAUCGCACUCGCAUCCAGGAUCGAGCGUAUUGUUCUCACCGAUGCCUCCUUGGUCUCUGCCGAGGGCUCGCAAUCGACCGAUCUUGUCCCAAUGCUCGCAAACAUCUCAAACACGGUGCGAAGCACAUGUUGAAGGAUGUGUUCCUUCGACACGUCCGUCACCAGCUUGCUACUGAUCGCGGUAGUGCUGCAAAUUGUUGCCCUCUGUUCGUGCACGGCUCCCGAGGGGCAUUGCUGAAAGUUCAUUUGAAUGUGGGAGGCUAUACCUUGGUGGCCAAAGCAAUGGUUCAUCAUGACAAAACCCGCCUCAAGCACGAGGCAGCCGUGUAUGAUCGACUGCGGAGACUGCAGGGACGAUACGUGCCGGUGUGCUGUGGCACUGUGGAGCUUCAAAUGCCCUACCACUACGAUGGGGUGGAGCUGAAACACAUCCUGCUCCUGAGCUGGGCGGGAACCUCUCUCGCACAGCUGAGGGUUCAGGACGAACAGUUCGCAUCGAUCCAGCCAUCGUGUGACAAACAAAUUAGGCAGGCGUACGAAGCUAUCGAAGCCCUGCAAGUGCUGCACCAGGAUGCAGAGCCCAGGAAUAUGGUGUAUAAUGACAAGACAGGGCAGCUCAUGAUUAUCGACUUUGAACGGAGUGAAAUUGUGCAACGACCGGCACUACUGGAGCUUUCUCCAAACCGAAAGCGCAAACGACCGGUGAACCAGCAAGGACGAAAGGCAGAUCAUGGGGAAGAGCUGGGCUCCGUCCCCAGCAGCCUUCUAAGAGUGCAGAACAACACCCGUCAUGUCUAAUUUUGAGAGCUGUACAAUGGUGGGAGAUGCAGGUUCCUCAUGCGAUCAAUGGCGUGUAUAGUGCUCAGCUUUGGUGUAGUCCAUCGAGCAUCUAGACCAGGCGCGAAUGGCGUGUGAAGAACCAAGCAUAGGACUGAAACCCCAUGUCCACCAGUACAACCACUCCCAUACAGUCUCAUUGCUCCUCAGGGAUCUCGAAUUCCCAUUUUAUAACCGCCGGUACAAUCAGCUAUCAUGUACAGGGACAGACGAAUGGAGACAUUGGAAGAUGGGCGCGAGAAGGACACAAAAACUUGGAUAAAAAAAAAAGAAAAAAAAAGGGGGGUAUUUUCGGACCUUCCGGUCGCCACUAGUCUCCGUCUACGUUACUGCCCCGUCCUCGGGUCUCUUCUUCGACUCUUGCCCACGCAUCCACAUAUGUCCCGGAAGAUGCUCCUCCUAGACGAGCGGAGUGGAGCUGUGGGCGAACCAGCCAGAUGCGGAGAGAUCAGGGAGCGAGAUACCUGCUAUGAACCAUGAUUGUUGAGGAGGAUGAGCCGUCAAAAGCUCACCCCAGCUCAUCUCGUCUGAUAGGUUCCUGGUAGUAACGGGGGAAGGACAAUCGAAGGAACACUUAUAAGUGUGCAACCGGGCAGUUGUUUGAACUAUAGAGGAAACAAAUCCUAGUCUUU